Molecule: messenger RNA, 1184 nt
Organism: Arabidopsis arenosa
Lineage: Eukaryota; Viridiplantae; Streptophyta; Magnoliopsida; Brassicales; Brassicaceae
Source: the annotation of a GenBank genome assembly
AGGGAGAGAGUCUGUAACGGAGGAUGUGGUGGCGAAGUGGCCACACUGACACACUGGUUUGAUGAUGGUGAACCACUACAAUGGCCAGCGACCCACUGAUAAUGAUUCUCGUCUCCGACAGACAGAACAAGAUAAGCUCUUGUUCCAUGACUUUUUAGGCUCAAAGACUCCAACUUUAGCCUCCACUCCCAUGCCUGACCAUAGGCUACCAGCGGAUAAAGCGGCGAUGACUCCCUCUACGGCUUCUGCUUCCACCGCCGGUGGACGCGGCGGUCUCUCCUCAACCUCCGAUCUCGUCGAAAGACACAGCGGCGGAGGGAAUCAUCUAGAUGGGAUACAAGUGUUUGGACCAAGAAGUGAUGCUUCUGGCUCAAUCAUGAGCAAUCGAUUUUCAGGAAACAAGAGAAGUAACUCGGAUUCACACUUCACGACUCAAGAGCACCCAGAGACUCUGCAAUGGUCCAAGUUGCUUAGAAACGGGCCUGGAAGCUUCUCCAUGAAUGUGAAUCCUUUGGCAAACCAGCCUCCACGCGGAGGGGGACAGAUCAGUCAUUUGCUUCAUCAGCUGUCUACAAGCAGAUUUAAAGAUGAAAACGUAGGCCUAUCAGUUAUUGCUCAGACAGCUGCUGAUGAAGGUUCACGAACAGGGAUGAAAGGUCCCGGUAUCUUGAGUUCUUUUACAAUGCCAAGCUCGAGCAAGUUCGAAAGUUUUGCCCCUUCAAGUACCGGAAAUCGGAAAGACUUGGCGUCUAGUACUAAGCAAAUGACCAUCUUCUAUGGCGGUCAAGCUCAUGUCUUUGAUGAUGUUCACCCAAACAAGGCGGAUGUGAUAAUGGCCUUGGCAGGAUCAAGCGGGGGCUCAUGGUCUACGGGUUUGUCUCAUAAACCGAAGUCAAAGAACAACACAAGUGACAGUCCAUACAAACUAGGCCAAAUGUAUGAAGGAGGCAGCUCUAGAGAAACACCGCAAAUGCCCCCGGAGUUUCGUGCAAGGCCGAGUCAUCAACCUACCUCCAGUGCCUGUCACCGGAUCUUUACACAACCAGGUAGAGAACAUCAAGGAAGCAUCAUCUCAAGGGGACGAGAUAUCAGAGAUCCGGUUCACAUAUCAGAUCCUGAAAAAGAAGCCACAUGAUUUAAGUCUGAAUAUGAGAGACGAUGAGUGUGGCUCUGCUUCUAAGUUU